Messenger RNA from Daucus carota subsp. sativus, 1729 nucleotides. Its product is annotated as D-amino-acid transaminase, chloroplastic. Gene Ontology annotation, biological process: carboxylic acid metabolic process. Gene Ontology annotation, molecular function: catalytic activity. Lineage: Eukaryota; Viridiplantae; Streptophyta; Magnoliopsida; Apiales; Apiaceae. The transcript is spliced from 5 exons. Bases 217 to 1416 code for a protein of 399 amino acids. The record is from RefSeq and is a predicted model, not a curated record.
AAUUGGGUUUGCUCAUAUUAUAGAAAAACAACAGGUGACCGUGACUCCAAUCUUUUUUUGUUUAAACAUUUCAAAAUUGGUCUCUUCUUGUUGUAUUUGUUCAUGGUCAUGAUGCUCAUCUUCCUAAUCUGGCAAUAAAAAUGAUAAGAAAGACAAAUUCCAUUACAGUUUGAUCCAUUAAACCUAAACCUUUUCAUACCCCUCAUAGCUUCUCCCAUGGCUUCUUUCUCAUUUCUCUCAAAAGUACCCACAUUUCAAAACUCGGUUUCUUGCAAAAAUGUUUAUGGUUCAGCUCCAAACGCACUCUCUGUUCCUCAGAAUCAUCCUUUUUCAAAUGGGACUUUGCAAGAUCGCUGUGGUUUUUCUGGACGGUUUGUGGGGAGGUUUAGUUUGGCGUCUUCAAAUCAAGCUCACUCUUUUAUUGAUCCAGUUUCGACAGAUAAGGUUCCACUUUUAUCUGGUUCGGAGGCUAUUGAAAGAAUGAGAACAAAUCGUGAAAGUUACAAAAGUAAGCAACAAUAUAUGGCAAUGUAUUCUAGCUGUUUCGGUGGAAUCACUACGGAUCCCGCAGCCAUGGUAAUUCCUUUGGAUGAUCACAUGGUUCAUAGAGGGCAUGGAGUUUUUGAUACCGCGGCCAUUGUUAAUGGGUGUCUAUAUGAAUUGGAUCAACACCUUGAUCGUUUUCUGAAUUCAGCUAAAAUGGCAAAAAUAAAGCUACCAUUUGAUAAAGAAAGCAUAAAAAGAAUACUUGUACAAACUGUAAGUGCCUCCAAAUGUAGAACAGGAUCACUGAGAUACUGGCUUUCAUCAGGACCUGGGGAUUUCCAACUCUCUCCAACUUGCUGUUUUCAUUCAGCUCUUUAUGCUGUCGUAAUUGAAGAUAAAUCGCCUUCAGAUUACAGCGGGGUUAAAGUAGUAACCUCGUCAAUUCCAAUAAAACCCCCACAAUUUGCUACAGUAAAGAGUGUAAAUUAUCUCCCUAAUGUGCUUUCAAAGAUGGAAGCUGAAGAAAAAGGGGGAUAUGCUGCAAUAUGGUUAGAUGCUGAUGGUUUUAUUGCUGAAGGGCCUAACAUGAAUGUAGCCUUUGUGACAAAGGAAAAAGAACUAUUGAUGCCUUGCUUCGACAAAAUCUUGAGUGGGUGCACAGCUAAGAGGGCUCUAGUGUUGGCAGAAGAGCUAGUGAAGGAAGGCAAGCUAAGAGACAUAAGAGUUGAAAAUGUGACUGUUGACAAAGGGAAAAGUGCAGCUGAAAUGAUGCUAAUCGGUAGUGGAGUUCUUGUCCGAUCUGUAUUGCAGUGGGAUGAGCAAGUUAUAGGUGAUGGCAGAGAAGGUCCAGUGUCGAAGGCUCUCCUAGGUCUUCUACUGCAAGACCUUAAAUCUGGCCCGGCUACAGUUCGAGUUCCUGUAUCCUAUUGAAUGACUUCCAACUAUUUAUAUCUUGUAUUAAACAAGGUUAGAACAGAGUUAUGCCAUGGCAUUGAUUUCUCAUGUAGCUAGCAUGUUUUGGAGCUCAAUGAUCAGAUUCUGUCAAUCAGAAAGUGUAAGCAUGAGCUGAAUAAGUACAUGAUAUUUGACUCUUAUACAACACAUCUUCAUUAUGCUACCAACAACAAUAAGACGGCACAUAUUAUGCUGGUUAUAGUUUGUAAAUGGGUAUGAUGUAUCUGAAAUAUGAAGUGUUGAAAUAUUGUUUGGAUGACUGUAUAUAACUUAGAGUUUUGUUGAAUAA